AUGUUUGCAUCCUUUCUUGAGGUGCGUGUUCGCUGUCAAUGCCGUUUUGUGUGCCCUCGGCGCUAUCUCCGUGGCGUUGCCGCAAUGGAGUUUGUACGGCGGGAAUGCAGUAGCCGUUCCGUCGGCAAGAAUAGGCGUGUGGGGUGUGGCGGCGGUUUGGAGGACAUGGAAACACGCAUUAACGCCGUGUCGACGGUGCCGGGAGACUCGCUUUUCACUUUAGAAGGACUCUGCAACUACCGUGAGUCACAUUUACGGCCGCUGUUGAUACAGAAGCGCCAUGCUUUGCAGCAAAUGACAGAAAUCAAAACACGCUGUGAGGCGGUGGCACUUCGGUACGCCAAUUACUACGCCGCAGGGCUAUUUGUCUUGCUGACAGCACAGGCAGUGACACUCUUCUAUUGGGUGUACUUCCUUUUUGACUGGAAUCUCGUGGAGCCCAUGACGUACCUGCUUGGUUAUGGCGGGGUUUGGGUUGCCAUUGCCUGCUAUGCGACAACGCAGAGGGAUUUCACGUACGAGGCCUGUAUGGAGAUGAUCGCCGCGUAUUAUAUUUCCAGGUUGUACCGCCAGAACAAUUUUGACCUGCAGCUCUGGCAACGACUGACGGCAGAGGUGAGACUGCUGGAGGAACGACUGCGGGGUUUGGAAGGUUUCUGA
This is a messenger RNA of Trypanosoma cruzi, 660 nucleotides long. RefSeq lists its product as uncharacterized. The transcript has a single exon. Lineage: Eukaryota; Euglenozoa; Kinetoplastea; Trypanosomatida; Trypanosomatidae. The record is from RefSeq and is a predicted model, not a curated record. Gene Ontology annotation, cellular component: uniplex complex; mitochondrial inner membrane. Bases 1 to 660 code for a protein of 219 amino acids. Gene Ontology annotation, biological process: mitochondrial calcium ion homeostasis; calcium import into the mitochondrion. Gene Ontology annotation, molecular function: calcium channel activity; uniporter activity.